AUGCUGCCAACACCAUCCACAUCCCAUGUAUGUUUUGAUCGCGUGUACGAACCGGCUGAAGACUCGUACCUGCUACUCGACACGCUCUCUUCUGCGUCGGAAACUGCAUACUUAAAGGGACGAUUUGGAGAUGUUUCCACAACCCCACCGUUGGUGCUCGAAGUGGGCGUAGGAUCAGGCGUCGUAUUGGCGUUCGUCGCUGCGAAUGCGCGCACAAUAUUCAACCGCCACGACGUACUGACACUUGGGGUUGAUAUCAACAGCUUCGCCUGCAAAGCUGCCUCCCAAACGGUUCGCGAUGCGAUCAAGGAACAGCAGGAUGGGCGCUCCAUCUUCGCCGAUGUCGUGAAUGGCGACUUGGCGAGUGCUAUCCGGCCGCAUUCUGUCGAUGUCUUCAUAUUCAAUCCGCCAUAUGUACCGGCCGAGUUGCCUGAUCUAGCGAGCCACAACAAGUACAACGCCAUACCAGAAGGAAAGAAAGCGACAUCGUUCGAACAAGACUCAUAUCUGUUGGAACUGUCGUAUGCAGGAGGGGAAGAUGGUAUGGUAGUGACGAAUAGGAUGCUGGAACAGGUACCGGAGACACUCAGUAUGGGUCGAGGCGUCGCAUACGUGCUUUUGUGUGCACAAAACAAACCGGAAGUGGUCAAACAACGCAUAAGAAAUUGGGGCUCAGGUUGGAUGGCGGAGACGGUAGGGUCAAGCGGGAAAAAGGCGGGCUGGGAAAAGUUGGUGAUCGUGAGGAUAUGGCGAGACAUGGCCUUUGAAGAGAAUGACGCUUGUUGA
Alternaria alternata is the source of this 786-nucleotide messenger RNA. RefSeq lists its product as hypothetical. Lineage: Eukaryota; Fungi; Ascomycota; Dothideomycetes; Pleosporales; Pleosporaceae. Gene Ontology annotation, cellular component: eRF1 methyltransferase complex. The coding region runs from base 1 to 786 and encodes 261 amino acids. Gene Ontology annotation, molecular function: protein methyltransferase activity; S-adenosylmethionine-dependent methyltransferase activity. The transcript has a single exon. The record is from RefSeq and is a predicted model, not a curated record.